Messenger RNA from Penicillium oxalicum, 2928 nucleotides. RefSeq lists its product as uncharacterized. The transcript has 3 exons. The record is from RefSeq and is a predicted model, not a curated record. Gene Ontology annotation, biological process: DNA replication initiation. Lineage: Eukaryota; Fungi; Ascomycota; Eurotiomycetes; Eurotiales; Aspergillaceae. Gene Ontology annotation, cellular component: DNA replication preinitiation complex. The coding region runs from base 1 to 2928 and encodes 975 amino acids.
AUGAACGUGACCACGACCUGGAGCGCAACUCCCGCCGCUCUAGAUCCCCUCAGUUCGUCUACGCUGAACAGGUUCCAUAAGAUCGAGCCACCGGCAAAGCGGCGCAAGAUCAAUGCAGAUACUACCGCGAGUAAUCUUUCAACAACCUCCAUUGUGAUUCGGGCCCAUGCCGCAUCUUUAUCCGAUGAAUCACUCACCUUCGACCCCAUUUGUCUGCUCCCUCGUUCCCGGUUCCCGCUGUCAUGGCUCGAGGACGCUGCGUGGCUGCGCUCUGACGCACAGCCCGGGGGUCUCUUUACCGCGGACAACCCCUCAUUAGAGCGAGACUUGCGAUAUUGCACGGAGCCUACAAUUUUGGCGGUUCGGUUGGCGGCCACGGGAGAACUCUAUGUGGUUGAACGGGUCAAACGAGGGAUAUACUCGCUCUGGCGACUUGCGCAGUGGAUACGGGAAGGCGACAUCGUUGUCGCUGCCAAGGGAUGGCACGGAUCAGACCAUGUCGAUUCGGAUCUCGUCGAAGAAGAAAAACCCGCUCUUGCUUUUGACGACUCCAGCUGGUGGCAGCAUGCACGGAUCGAGGAACCUUCCUCUGACCUGGGUCUAGGGGAAGAUUUUGCGGGAUUGCACGUGGACGUCGUGUUUCGGGCAACAGGUAUACCGGAGACGCACCCGAAGACCUUGUCAUUCGGUGAGCGAGAUCAAUCUAUCGCUCCCGAGUCGCAAAUCGACUUGGUGAAGACACUAUCAAACUCGCAAGCGCGUCUCGUUGAGCCUUCAAUGGAGCUGGAUCAGGCUCCAGACAACAAGCAAAACCCCGAAGAGUUACUAGACAGCAUGCGAGAGCACUAUUUGCAGGCUCUCUACAUCUCCAAGACAUCUUUGGCGUACUUUGCCAAGGGCCCACUGACUCGCUGUCGCGCUGCGUUUCAAAAUCCAGACGUCACUGAUGCAGGAAAGCCGGCGCAACUCAUUGAGUACUACCGCGAAGCUGUCCUUGCGGCCAAGAAGAUGGACCUCAAGUACCGCGAAUCUCUUCCGGCGGCGGUUCGUGAAGCUGUGCUCACCGUUUCGGACGAUGAGGCAGCUUCAAGCAAGAAACGCCGCGGCAAGAAAAAGAAACUGGGGAAAAGUGGCCUGUAUCCCGAAGAAGACGAUUUUGUGCGGAGGUGGUGGAAAGACCGAAAGAUGAUCGACCCCGCCAUGCAAGAGGGCUCUCGCGAGGCGGAGGCCAAAAAACACAUCUCGGAUCUUCGACUGCGAGAGACUCAAUUACAGAUCCUCUUGAUCCUGGAGAUCUUAGCUCUGGAGUCGGCGCCGCUCAUGCACACAGAUCAGGGUAUUGGGCAACCGGUAGAUGGAGAAACGGACACAACUAAAAGGAAAGCCAAGAAGCCACAAGAUCUGAAUGUGCUUCUGGAGCUGCACCUAGAUCGACUCUGUAUCUGGCAUGCAGUCACCAUUGAAGACACCGCUGGCGACGAUGCCGCAAAGUUAUCCUCCUUCGUUGAUGGUCAGCUAGCCAAGAAGAAGCCCGAGAGUGAUGCUGUGCGCGACUUUUGCACUGAAGUGAUCAUUCCAUUCUAUGCUUCUCGCAUGCCGGACAAGUGCAAGCUGAUUACUCGCAAAUUCGGAGUCUCUGGUGGCGGCCCCCCUGCUGCUAAAAAGUUGCAAUCAUCGAGUAAGCCACGUCGUCCAGAGCCGGGCUCUGAUGUCAAGCGAGAGCCCCCCGUAAAAAAGCCAAGACGAUCACUACAGCGGGUGUUGACGGAUGAAAAAGCCGCGGCGUCGCAACUCCGCCAUCCAUCGCUCACUCGGGCCAAGACCGCGCCCACGCCGCGCGAAUCCACCCGCGACUCGCUUGAACCGCUGCUUCCUACAGUCUUGGGGGGAACCACGGUCCGUGGUGGUAUUCAGUCGAAAAGGGUGGAAAACCGCGAGGUCGAUCUCAAUGCGGCCGCAAGGCAGCAUGAGACCAAGUUGCGAAAAGUGCAGAUGUUGGCUGAUCAGAAGAAAGAGCUCGACAGUGCCAUCCAAGCCCUUCGUAAACCUAAUCGGGAGCUUGUUGCCAAGGACAUCGCUGAGGAUGCGACCAAGCGACUGUCGACAGGGGGCGGAAGCUCACGCAAGUCAAAGAAUCCCGUCAGGAACCCGCUGGGCGAAGGUGUUCAGGUCAUGGCCACUCCGCGCGGUAAUCGGAGGAGGGACGCAAUGGCUGGUAUACCAUCUGUGCCACGUACUUUGGUGCCUUCGCGCUCUUUCGCUGGCCAAAUGAACGAGAGCUUCCUCGCAGAAUCGCCUGUUGUCAUACCCUCUUCAACACGCCGAGCCAUCUCUUUCUCGGGUCCCGAUUCGCCGCUUUUUGCCUCGCAGCCGGGUUCAAGGAAACGACAGCGUGGUGCUCACGAUCAGCCACCUGAGCUAGGAUCCAUUCAAGAAACGCCGACUCGACCAUCCUCGAAGCUGCUCUUCGAUGAUCCAAGCACAAAGCAAUCCCCACUCCCGGGUUUAUCGGCCAACAAGGGGAGAGGCCUGUUCCGGGUCCCUGAAGUUCCAGUGGCCCGAGCUCAUCAACCUGAGAAUGAGGAAGCAUCUCAGCAUAUCCCUGAAGCGCCAACUACGCCGGUAUCUUCCCGCCGGCGAACAAUCGAUUUUGCCUCAGAGUCUCCUCUCGUCGGCCAAACUCCGGAAAACCGGAAUCCGUCCAUGAUGAUCAUGGAUACACCUCCAAGGCAUGAAGGUACCAGCAAAAAUUUGCUUAUGCCGCGGACAACGUCUUUGUUUGCACGUGAUGCCUCAAGAGUUCCCCCCUCUCCUACCAAAGAAUCGCCUGUCAAGAAUGCUACGCUUGUACCUUCAACACCCGAGAAGUCGCAGAGUCAGUCCAUAUACAAGCAGCUCGGUUGGGAUGAUGAAGAGAUGGAUCUAUGA